Daldinia decipiens is the source of this 1067-nucleotide messenger RNA. RefSeq lists its product as uncharacterized. NCBI's taxonomy places the organism in Eukaryota, Fungi, Ascomycota, Sordariomycetes, Xylariales, Hypoxylaceae. The transcript has a single exon. The record is from RefSeq and is a predicted model, not a curated record. Bases 54 to 920 code for a protein of 288 amino acids.
AACAACAAAGACUGUAUCACCCCAUCCACCCCAGUUCCACUAGAAAAGACAAGAUGGACCUCUCUAUAGCAGAAGUCAUCCAUAAAGAUGACAAAACUCAAGGCAAAGUCACCACCGAAAUCGAGAGUGAUGAAGAGCCGCAGUACGAGUGGCUUCUGGCUACGCUAGCAAAGAAACAGCCUCCCUCCGAGACGACCACAGCCAACUCGUCGAGCAGUGGAUUGUACCAACGCGAGUAUGCCAUGUACUUGGAGAUUUUCAAGGCGAACAUCGCGAAGAAGGGUAUCAACGUUCUACAAGUAGAGGAUGUCUUCCAAACACCCAUCUGGCACGACGGCAAUAUCCUCUUCUUGGACUACAAUUCUAGUUCAUCCUCCUCCGUACUAUCCACCCACGAUACUACACACGAUACUAUACAAGAUGCUACACAAGCUGCUACACAAGAUAGUCCCGAAGAUAGCGAGCUUCAUAUUUACCAAGGUUUCAAUACUGAAAAGUAUUUCUUCGAGCUCAACUUUCACUACUACCGCUACAAGGACUGGUUCCGCUGCAUGGUGGACUCGUUCUGGGGCCCGCAAGUUGCAUCGGUCUUCGAGAUAAUCCAUGCCAAUCGUCCCUUCAUCCAGGUUGCCUUCAAGAAGGGUUGGAACUCCGCAGAUGAGCGAGAGCAAUACUACGAAAACGUGAUGAUGUUCUUGCAUAUUGUUGCCCGCAUGCGCCCAUUGGAGGGACUCGGCCCCCUUACGGACAUCUUCGGCUUCAGCCUCGUUACCUUCUCAGCCAAGAUCAUCACUCAGUUCGAGACGGUUGAGCGUCUCGGAAUCAACAGACCGGAGGGUGUGGUAAACCAGCCCAUGAAGUUCGUUGUCCGCCAUCGUUUUGAGGCAUGGCGAAGCGUAGUCGUCACCAUUAAGGAUUAAAAAAGUGAGAUCCCUUGCGACUCGGAAUGAUACUAGUCUGGUCAAAUUAGGGGGGAAGGUAUUGCUUGGCUGGAUAGGGGAAAUACUUCGAGAGCGUCGCGAGACGAUAGCAAAAAAGGGGCCUAGGUACCAUAGCGGAAAUGGGGG